AUAUUUUGGUGCGCGACGCCGUCGACGCGUUUUCUCCCGGCCGCGGACUCUGCGCGACUGUGAGGAAUUUACAGCAACAACAAAAACAGCAAAAGCUAAAGCGACAGCAACAAAAACAAUGAAUAUGGCCCAGUCUAAAUGACGUCACAAGCGUAACAGAGUGCAACAGACAACAAUGACCGAUGAGCAUAAAAGUAACAUUAACAGUAACAGUACGAGCAACAGUAACAACAACACCAAUAAUACAACCAGCAACAGUAACAACAACAACAACGGUAACAACACCAACAGUAAUAACAGCAACAACAGCAACGGCAACGGCAACAACGAAAGCAACAACAAUAGCACCAUAAUUGCAGAGGCGGCAGCCAAAUUUUUGCUUAAAAAUGGUCUAAACGGCAGCUUUCCAGCGCCACAGCCACCGCCACCGUCACUGCCCCUACCCGCCAACACCAACGCCAACGCCAACCUGAGCACAACAACGCCGCCCCCAUCCUCCUCCUCCAGCACCCUAGCACCCUCCAAUGGCUUUUUGCCGCAUGCUAGCACACAGCCGUCGGGAAAGCCAGCAGAAAGAAAAAAUAGCGCCAGUUCCAGCCGAAGUAGCCCCUCAGCCAUGGCGGCCUCCGCUGCGAUGGCAGCCGCGUCCAGUGUCGGAGCUCUUGUCGGUGCUCCCGGCCCCAAGCCCAGUACCGUUGAUGUGCUGGGCGGUGUUCUUGAUUACAGUUCCUUGGGUGCAGCGGCUGCUGUGGCCGCAGUCGCAUCAUCUCUACCACCCACUGCCGGGGGCACAGUGAAGAUCGGCAAGGGCAGCAGCAGCGGGAUCAGUUCCAGCUCCAGCUCCGGCUCCGGCAGCAGCGGAUUUGAUAUGGGCAGGCAUCCAAUAUCGACGCACAGCAGCAGCAGCAGCAACAACAGCUCGACGGGCUACGGCGGCCGUUUGCAGUUCUUUAAAGAUGGCAAGUUUAUAUUGGAACUGGCACGCUCCAAGGACGGCGAUAAAAGCGGUUGGGUUUCGGUAACGCGCAAAACCUUUCGCCCACCCUCCGCCGCCACCUCGGCGACUGUGACGCCGACAUCGGCCGUGGCCACAGCCUAUCCAAAGAACGAGAAUUCCACAUCGCUGAGCUUUUCGGAUGACAACAGCUCGAUACAGUCCUCGCCGUGGCAGAGAGACCAGCCUUGGAAGCAGUCCCGUCCCCGUCGAGGCAUCUCCAAGGAACUAUCGCUGUACUACCGCCGCCCCAGGCACAGUGUGCUCGGCAAGGCCGCGCUCCAAACCGCUAUUCGCAAGCGCCGACGACCCCAUGAGCCACUUGCCGGCAGCGAAGAACCUAUCUUCGAGUCAGUGGCCAAGACGGACAGUGGCGACGAAACGCUUAAGGCAGACGCCACCGAGGCUGUUGAAGGUGGUGGUGGAGCAUCUGCGGCGGACGCGUCUGCAAAUGAGAUUAAAACUGAGGAAUCAGAAUCGAUCAAAGCCGAGGAGGAAGAUGGCACAUUGCCGGUAAAGGACGUCCAACCGGAGGUCAAGGAGAAGGCCGAGUCAGAAGCAGUUUCUCCCAAAGCAGAGCCGGAGGCAAAGGAUGAGACUGUCGAGAAGAUGAACACGAGCGAGGACGACGAAGUCACGGCUGGAGCAAAGCCCGCUAACGGCGACCUCAACGGUGAUUUGAAGCCGAAGCUUGGCAGAAAAAACAUGGCGCCAAAGCCGAAGGCGCGGGCCAAGCUGAGUAGCAUUAUCCAGAAACUGAUCGACGGCGUCCCAGCACGCCUGGAGCAAAUGUCCAAGACACCCAUGACGACAGCCGGUGCGACGGGAACGGCAGCCGCGGAGCGAAGCGGAGGUGGUGGGGCCGGGGCAAGCUUGAACCACUCUUUGUUGCACAAGGUUUCGCCGCCCUCGUCUGCAGCAGCAGCCAGUCGCCUGGUGGAGUACCAUCACCAGCAUGUGUCGCCCCGAAAACGCAUCCUGCGCGAGUUCGAGAAGGUUUCGCUGGAGGACAAUGGAUGCGCGAACAAUGGCAGCGGUGGCAGUGGCGGGAGCGGCGGAGCAGGUGGCAAGCGAAGUCGCGCCAAGGCAUCGACAUCGUCUCCCGCUGGCAAGUCGGCGCCAAUUAACUUGGCCCCGCCCCAGGGAAAACCCAGCCCCAGUACCAGCUCCUCCAACACCUCGCCAGCUGCACCGGCGUCGGCAGCGCCACCAACUCGACUGAACAGCUCUUACAGCAUCCACUCGUUGCUGGGAGGGAGUAGUGGUAGUGGCGGCUCGUCCUCAUCCUCCGCCUCGACGAGCGCCUCGAAAAAGAACAACGACCAUCCGGCGGCCAUUAUCAGCAAUGUGCAUCAGCCGCAUCACUCCCUGUACCAGGCUAGCUCCUCGAGCUAUCCCCCCAAGUCACCGGACAUGAGCGGCAGCAACGGAGGCGGAAAAUCACCCUCUCAUGCCGGAGCAAAGAAACGUUCGCCACCGUACUCGGCAGGAUCACCGCUGCCCGUGGAUUAUGGCCACGCGUUCUACAGAGAUCCCUAUGCCGGAGCAGGUGUGGGUCGGGCGGCAUCGCAGGACCUGUCGCCGCCACGUUCCUCGUCAGCCUCGCCCGCCACCACGCCGCGCACCGUGCCCAAGAAGACUGCCUCCAUCCGGCGCGAAUUCGCCUCUCCCUCGGCUAGCAGCAGCAGCUGCCCGUCACCGGGUGACCGGAGCGCCUCGCCGCCAGAUAGACGACUCAUGCAACAGCAGCAGCAGCAGAUGCACUACUACAUGUACCCGCCCCCGCCGCAGGUGAAUGGAAAUAGUUCUGGUGCGACUCCCAGCACAGCACCGGCUGGCAGUGCCGGUGCCCUGCACGCUGCUGCGGCUGCAGCAGGCUACAUUCCUUCGGUGGCACCCCCAUCCAUGUACCAUCCGUUCAUAUCAACUCUGGCAGCACUGAGGCACACUCCACUGUGGAUGCACCACUACCAGGCGGGAGGAGCGCCACUAAUGCCACCACAUCCGCCGGCCUUUGCCUACAAUGGAGUGGGCGCCGCUGCAAUGGCAGCUGCGGCAGCCGCUGCUUUCGGCCAGCCCGCUUCCAGUCCACACACGCAUCCCCAUCUGGCCCAUCCCCACCAGCAUCCGCAUCCGCAUACGCACCCGGCCGCAUUAACCGCCCUCCCCCAUACAGUUACCCCCGCUCAUCUGGCCACGCCAAAACUGACUGAUAGUAGUAGCGAGCAAAUGUCUGCAGCGUCCAGUCAUCGCACCGCCUCCACUUCGCCGACCAGCUCGAGUGCAUCCGCCUCCUCAGCGGCGGCCGCCGCCGGCGCCAGCUCCUCAGCAAUGUUUCAUAAUAGUAGCCUAAGGAAUGAACAAAGUUCAGACUUACCACUGAAUCUGUCAAAGCACUGAGACACACACGCCCCAGCUGCCCCAGUUUCUGGGCCACCAUCGAGUUAAGUACAUUACCGCACUAGUAGCGCUUAAGACGACAUUCAAGUACACGUAAUAUUAUUUAAUAAGUUUCGCUGCUAGUUUAGUUCUAAUGUAAUUGUUUUAGCCUAAGCCUAAUCGUAGGUACUUGCUUAAGGCCGGAUUUUGAAAAAGUAACCAGAAAAAUACCAGAAUUACGAAGAAAACUGAUCAACUCAAGCAACCAUGUUCUAAUCCUGUUCCGAACGAACCUUUUUACACAAUCAGUUGAGUAAUGGAAUUUUCGACAAAAAACAUAUUUAAUAUGCAAAGGAAUUUUAUUCUAUGACUUGUACUUGUCUUGAAGAAUCUCAAACGAAAUAAAAUAAAGAGAGAGUUA
This is a messenger RNA of Drosophila ananassae, 3794 nucleotides long. It is a transcript of the gene H, whose product is annotated as protein hairless. The transcript is spliced from 6 exons. Bases 176 to 3394 code for a protein of 1072 amino acids. The record is from RefSeq and is a predicted model, not a curated record. Lineage: Eukaryota; Metazoa; Arthropoda; Insecta; Diptera; Drosophilidae.